GAGUUUGAGAAAAAGAAAAAAAAAAUCCAAAGAAAGUCGACGGUGAACCCUUCCCCCUCUUGGCCGCCUUCUCCCCGAGAUGCACCCGCCAUUGACGCUCCGUUGAUCUCUCCUGUUCGAUAUUGAAACACUUCUGUUCGAUUUUACGAAAAUCAGAAGCAUUUGCUUCCUUUGCAGUUCCAAAUCGAAAUCUCCCUCUUCUGAUUCCAUGGCUGUUUGGCGUAUAAUCACUCGGUCGUACCUCAAGUACGCGUCAACACAACUAACCAGGAACUACACUCAAUCCUGUCUUGCUACCUCUCUCACUCAUGUCGUGAAGCAGACAAAGUUGUCUUCUUUCGACAUCCCUCAUUCAGACAUCUCUAGAAAGCCUUCUAAACUCUUUGAUAAUGUCAGGUUGUUUGCCACGUCAGCUCAGACAAGGAAGAAGGAGGAGGAAGUUGAAUCUGAUGGUCCACGUCUCAAUGACAAGAUUACUGCCGAGACUGUUAGAUUGGUUUCAGAGGAAGGACACUGCAUUGUAUCAUUGAAGGAAGCUCUCAGACGGGCUAAGGAGCUCAAGCAUGACUUAAUUGAGGUCCAGAGAGAUGCUAACCCACCAGUGUGUAAAAUUGCAGACUACGCCCAUGAGAAGUACAAAAAGGCUCAAGUAGGAAAGGAGCGUGCUAAGGCCAAGAGGGCUGAAGUAACCAUUCGACCUGAGGUCAAGGAAAUUCGAUUUACUCCAAAGAUUGAUGCAAAGGACUUAAAGUUCAAAGCAAAGCAAGCAUUGAAACUGAUGGAAAGCGGAUAUCGUGUGAAGUGCCAUGCAGUUCCUGACAAGGACAAGAAGAAGGAGCUUGAACCAGAGAAGCUGCUUGAGUUAUUAUCUCGCUUCACUUGUUAUAUCAAAGACGCACUUGUAGAGUUUGGGCCAGAGGCGGAUAAAUGUAACGCUGUUGUGGUAGUUAGACACGCCAAGUUUGGACCGCCCAAGAAAGGAAAGGCGAUAAAACUCAAGGAGAUGAACAUAAAAACUGCAGCAAAAAUAAAAGACGAUUCACCAAAGCUUGACAGUUCAGAAGCUGAUGAUGAUCAGGGAGUAGUUAUAGAGGAGACACCAGAACCAGUUAAAAUCCAGAACAGGUAUGCAAAAAGUGAACCGAGCAAUGACUUCUCAGGAGGUAGAGAUGCAAAACGGGUUGAACCCCAGGCUCCAGAACGUCCUCGGUUCCAAAACCAACAACCCAAUGGGCGGUUCGAUCCUCAGUCUCCAAACCAGCCUCCAGGUCCACCACGGCCUCGGUUCCCAAACCAACAACCUGCUGGGAGGUUUGAUCCUCAGUCUCCUAGUCCAACACAGCCUCGGUUCCCAAACCAACAACAUGCUGAGCGGUUGGAUGCUCAGUCUCCAAGCCAGCCUCCAAGUCCACAACGGCCUCGGUUCCCAGACCGAGGUCCAAAUCAGCAACCCUCUGGGCCGUCUCCAGACAGCCACCUUGACCGGCAAGGUCCUCCACCUCGAUUCCAAAACCAGUAUCCAAAUCAACAAGCUACUGGUCGGUUUGGAGUCCAGCCACCAAAGCCGCCGCCCCGAUCACCACCACCACCACGUCCACCAACCCGGUUGCCAAAUGAAACUUCGAACCAACAACCUACAGGCCCUGGAAGAGCUACUGGUGAGGCUCCAAGUUAUGGGAUCUUCAGCACCCCAAAUACGAAGUAGGACCAGCCUAUUUAAAAGAAACCCGUAGGAUUUGAGUCUUUGUGAUGCUUUUCUUGGGACUCAUUAUUUUAUGUAUAACUAAUAGUCCAAUAAUGCCUGCAUACACUUGUAACUCUCAUUCAAUUGUUUUGGUCUCCACUCGAUAAUUUUUGAACAAAAAAGCUUGGAAACCAUUUAUUCCAUACAAAAUAAAAUUGAGGUAAUUCUAGGGGUGGGCACACUUUUUACCCGCCUGGCUACUUGAUCGAUACAA
Molecule: messenger RNA, 1958 nt
Organism: Brassica napus (rape)
Lineage: Eukaryota; Viridiplantae; Streptophyta; Magnoliopsida; Brassicales; Brassicaceae
Product: translation initiation factor IF3-1, mitochondrial-like
Exons: 8
Coding region: 209-1705 (498 amino acids)
Biological process (GO): ribosome disassembly; translational initiation
Molecular function (GO): ribosome binding; translation initiation factor activity
Source: RefSeq, a predicted model, not a curated record